AUGGAUCUUCAUGAAGAAUCUUUUGCUAUGUUUCACCAAGACCCUGAAAUAUCAGAGAUAGCUUCUGUUUACUGCCUUUGGGUCAUACCGGCUUUAUUCGGUUACUCUGUUCUUCAAUCUUUGAUCCGUUACUUUCAAACACAAAGCUUGAUAUACCCUAUGGUACUCUCUUCUUUCACUGUUCUAUGUUUACACGUACUUGCUUGUUGGGUAUUGGUUUACACUUUAGGGCUUGGAACGAAAGGUGCAGCUUUGUCUAUUAGCCUUUCGUAUUGGCUCAACGCGGGUUUCCUCUGGUUGUUCAUGAGACAUUCUCGAGUUUGCGAAGGCAAACGGGUUUUCAUAUCGAUGGAAACGUUUGGUCACAUGAAAAUUUUCUUCUCAUUAGCAGUUCCUUCUGCUAUGAUGGUUACUCUUGAGUGGUCGGCUUUCGAGAUCUUGAUUCUUAUCUCCGGAGUUUUACCAAAUGCAAAGCUAGAGACGUCGGUGAUUUCCAUGAUCUUCACAACCUCUUAUUUGCACUACAAUUUGGCGUCUCCGAUCGGUGCUGCCGCAAGCACAAAUCUGGCGAACGAACUAGGAGCUGGAAACCUAGUCGCAGCUUGGGCUUCUGCGACUAUUGCAAUCAGUAUUGCAGCUGUUGAAUCUUCUGCGAUGAGCUUUGCUCUGUUCCUCUCAAGACAUGUUUGGGGCUAUGCUUACAGUAAUGUUCCUGAAGUGAUUUGUUACGCCGCAGAAAUCACACCGAUUCUCUGCAUUUCCAUUGUUAUGGACAGCUUGUCAGCCUCGCUAACCGGUAUCUGGAGCUUAUGGCGAAGGAGCAGACCGGAGGUGAUGAUCGGAGUGGACCGGAGGAGAUCGGAGCAAUCGGAUGAAAGGAACUUGACGGAACAGAGCAUUGAGCAUAAGGAACAGAGUGCUUGA
This is a messenger RNA of Microthlaspi erraticum, 924 nucleotides long. Lineage: Eukaryota; Viridiplantae; Streptophyta; Magnoliopsida; Brassicales; Brassicaceae. The record is from the annotation of a GenBank genome assembly.